AGGGUCUCCUGACUGGCCUGGGGCCUUAUUGACCAGGCUGGCCUCAAACUUAAGAGGCCCUGCCUCUGCCGCUCAAGCACAGGGUUUAAAGGCAAGUACACUAACUAUUCCUGGAACGCCAGAAUUUGGAGCCUCCUACCAUCUCCUCACUGUUUCCACAACAGUCAAAAAGCCUUAGAUAGUGCAGCCCCGCAGUGGGAAAAAUUGGCAGUAUCUAUAAAGCCCUUGGGCUGGGAAAUCUCGAAUUUUCCAAAUUGUGCAAAGCCUCACAGAGCAUUCAGGGGCCCUGGACAGCAUAGCAUAUUUCAUACCUUGGAUGGGUAAUCUGGGCCGUUGCUUCAGAUUAUCAACUAAACAACCUCCAGGCCCUCAAAUUACAGUGGCAAACAGCUCAAGAGUUUCAUGAGUCUGGACCCUUAGAAUAUUUUUGGGGUAUAAAGAGACCGUUCUCCAAAUUUCUACCAAAAAAAUGUGUAGAUAUAUAAUAUGGUUGAUGACAUUGCAACUAUCUCUGAUCCAGUGCCUAGUAGCUAAUUUGCUAGUUUUAAAAUCUGAUUUUUGUAAAUCAGUAAUCUCAUGGUAGACAUUUAUCCUUUUGAGGGAGGGUCUCAUUUGGAACUCCAGCACAGCAGCUCCAACACGUGGCUUUUCAGAGGGCGUGGGAAAGGGAAAAUAAAAAGGGAAACUGCCAGGAUUUAAGAUGUCUGCUGGAGACCCUUGGAUCUCCCUGGAGGAGGUACCCACUUCCAAAAUGUCUUCCUGCAGUAUUGACGUCACUCUGCCUGCUCUCUGAGAGCUAGAAAUUGAGUGCACGCCAAUCAGGGCGUAGGCCCCGCCUUUUACUGGCGUCACUUCCGGUGGUGCAGCAGCCAUUUUGUCAGUCGCCUGUGGAGCCCGCGCGCUGGAGAAGUGCAGUUCCCCCUAGUUACCAAGUCGUCGGUUCUUCGUGAAGCGGGCGCCCUCAAAGAGCGCUCACCAAAGGCGGAGCCGCUCCUCCUUCAGGUGUGGCCGCAGCUAUUGCGUCGGUCCGGGGCUAGUGCGCUGUCUGCCUUCCCCACGCCUGACAGGCACCCUCUGGGAACUGCCAUCCGCGAUGUCAAGUGAGGAAAGCUACCGGGCCAUCCUGCGCUACUUGACAAAUGAACGCGAACCUUAUGCACCCGGCACCGAGGGCAAUGUCAAGCGUAAAAUCCGUAAGGCUGCCGCCUGCUACGUGGUGCGCGGCGGGACUCUAUACUACCAGCGGCGGCAGCGGCACCGCAAGACCUUUGCGGAGUUGGAAGUCGUGCUGCAGCCGGAGCGUCGCCGUGGCCUCAUUGAGGCCGCACACCUGGGUCCUGGCGGCACUCACCACACUCGGCAUCAGACCUGGCACGACCUGUCCAAAACCUACUGGUGGCGAGGUAUAUUAAAACAAGUCAAAGAUUACAUUAAACAAUGUAGCAAAUGUCAGGAGAAACUGGAUCGUUCCCGUCCAAUAUCAGAUGCUUCAGAAAUGUUGGAAGAAUUGGGAUUGGACCUUGAAUCUGGAGAAGAAAGUAAUGAAUCAGAAGAUGACCUGAGCAACUUUACUUCACCUCCAACAGCAGCUUCCAAGUCUUCAAAAAAAAAGCCAGUAUCUAAACAUGAACUCGUAUUUGUUGACACCAAAGGAGUGGUAAAACGUUCUUCUCCAAAACAUUGCCAGGCUGUUUUGAAACAGCUGAAUGAGCAGAGACUUUCCAACCAGUUCUGUGAUGUUACAUUAUUAAUUGAAGGAGAAGAGUACAAAGCUCAUAAAUCUGUUUUAUCAGCUAAUAGCGAAUAUUUUAGAGAUCUUUUUAUUGAGAAAGGAGCUGUUUCCAGUCAUGAGGCUGUGGUGGAUCUUUCUGGUUUUUGUAAAGCAAGCUUCCUUCCUUUGCUGGAAUUUGCCUAUACUUCUGUACUAAGUUUUGACUUCUGUAGCAUGGCUGAUGUAGCUGUCUUAGCGCGCCAUCUUUUUAUGUCAGAAGUUUUAGAAAUUUGUGAAAGUGUGCAUAAGCUAAUGGAAGAAAAGCAGCUAACAGUGUAUAAGAAAGGCGAAGUACAAACAGUUGCAUCUACCCAGGACUUACCAGCACAGAAUGGAACCUCAGCACCACCUGUGACUAGGACUGAAGGAACCGCAGCUUUAUCUAAUGAACUUGGGCAUUGUGAAAUUGUACUCCUAGUAAAUGGAGAAUUACCAGAAGCUGGGCAGAAUGGAGAGCUACGACGACAGCCUGCACCUCAGGUGUCUUCAGAGGCUGAAGCUACUGUGUCAUCUGUAGGAUGUAUAACUGACUCCCAUUCUGAAAUGGAAACUGCUAACUUAGUGACAAAAACCAACCAACCAGAGCUAGAAACUGAAAUCAUCAGAGAAGAUGGCACAGUUUCUAAUAUUCAUCCUAAACUCUCAAAAGAGAAUGUAAUCAAUAUCUCUCAAGAGGACAGUGAUGUGGGAAAUGAUACAUCAGCUGAGGAUAUCUGUGCCAAAGACAUUCCAAAUCAGAGUCAGAGCCUUGACCAACCUUUAAAAGAUCAAGAAAAUCUAAUUGUGCCAACAGCAAAGACAGACUCUGGCCCUGAAGAUGAUACUUACAGAAGCAGGCUUCGGCAGCGGUCUGUUAAUGAAGGGGGAUACGUCCGACUACACAAGGGUAUGGAGAAAAAGCUACAGAAGCGGAAAGCCAUUCCCAAGUCAGCAGUUCAACAGGUGGCUCAGAAAUUGGUUCAAAGAGGGAAAAAGAUGAAACAACCAAAAAGGGAUGCUAAGGAGAACACUGAAGAAAUGUCCCAUAAAUGUGGGGAAUGUGGAAUGGUUUUUCAGAGACGAUAUGCCUUUAUAAUGCACACAUUGAAACAUGAAAGAGCUAGAGAUUACAAGUGUCCGUUAUGUAAAAAGCAGUUUCAGUAUAGCGCCUCACUGCGGGCCCACCUCAUUCGACAUACGAGAAAAGAUGCACCUACUUCAUCUUCAUCCAGUUCCACAUCUAACGAAACAUCAGGAACAUCAUCUGAGAAGGGCAGAACCAAAAGAGAAUUUAUAUGUUCCAUAUGUGGAAGGACACUACCUAAAUUAUAUUCUCUCCGAAUACAUAUGUUGAAGCACACAGGAGUCAAGCCACAUGCAUGCCAGGUCUGUGGAAAAACUUUUAUUUAUAAGCAUGGUCUAAAAUUACAUCAAAGUCUCCAUCAAUCACAAAAGCAGUUCCAGUGUGAAUUGUGUGUUAAAUCAUUUGUUACCAAACGGAGUCUUCAGGAACAUAUGAGUAUUCACACAGGAGAGUCCAAAUACUUUUGCUCAGUUUGUGGAAAGUCCUUUCACAGAGGCUCUGGACUCAGCAAGCACUUAAAGAAACACCAGCCAAAGCCUGAGGUUCGAGGCUAUCAUUGUACUCAAUGUGAAAAAAGUUUCUUUGAAGCUAGGGAUCUUCGCCAGCACAUGAACAAGCAUCUUGGUGUGAAGCCAUUCCAGUGCCAAUAUUGUGAUAAAUGCUACAGCUGGAAGAAAGAUUGGUAUUCUCAUGUGAAGUCCCAUUCUGUCACUGAGCCUUACAGGUGUAAUAUCUGUGGCAAAGAAUUUUAUGAAAAAGCUUUAUUCAGAAGACAUGUAAAGAAAGCCACCCAUGGGAAGAAAGGAAGAGCAAAGCAAAACCUGGAACGGGUGUGUGAUCAGUGUGGAAGAAAGUUCACUCAGCUGAGAGAGUACAGGAGACACAUGAACAACCAUGAAGGAGUUAAGCCCUUUGAGUGCUUAACAUGUGGAGUAGCUUGGGCUGAUGCCCGAUCGCUAAAGCGUCAUGUCCGAACACAUACUGGUGAACGGCCCUAUGUGUGUCCCGUGUGUAGCGAAGCCUACAUAGAUGCUCGAACACUUCGAAAGCAUAUGACUAAAUUCCACAGAGACUAUGUGCCUUGCAAAAUUAUGCUGGAAAAAGACACUCUGCAGUUUCAUAACCAAGGAACCCAAGUGGAACAUGCGGUUAGCAUCCUAACUGCAGACAUGCAGGAACAAGAAAGCAGUGGUCCUCAAGAACUCGAGAGUGUGGUGGUGACAGGAGAAACUAUGGAAGUUCUUGAAGCUGUUGCAGCUACUGAAGAGUGUCCAUCAGUAUCUACCCUUUCUGACCAAAGUAUUAUGCAAGUGGUUAAUUAUGUGUUGGCACAGCAGCAAGGACAGAAGCUAUCUGAGGUUGCAGAAGCUAUUCAGACUGUUGAGGUGGAAGUGGCACAUAUUUCAGAAGUGGAAUGAAUACUGCAGUCACAGAGAAGAGUAAGAGUGCCACUGAACUUACAGAGCGUCUGUUUACAGUUUCAUGUCACUGUCCGCUCAGAGUCUUAUGCCAAGGCUCUGGGAUGUUGGUGACAUUUCCAAAUCUUUUGUUUGGAAGUGAAUUCUGUAGGAAAGUCCACUUUCUGUAAAGAAAUUGAAAACAAAAGUCUAUUUGAUGGUAGUGGUUUAUCAUGCUAUGCCUUUUAUGAAUUAAUGUUUGUAAAUAACUGUACUAAACUUGAAGCUGUACAGUUUCAUGUGUAUUUUGGCAUUAUUUUAUUACAUAUUUUGAAUUUAAAAGGCAGCACCAGUUGGCUUUCCUUCUGUUUUAUUCUCAAAAUAGAGGUUCUGUGACUUUUGUUGCUGUUUGUGAAUUUUAAAAAUUCUAAUAUAAAGCAUAUCUGUAGGAUGCAUAAGUAUAUUACAUCUCUAAAAUACUUUAGAUCUGUGAUUCUUGACUUACUAUUUAUUUUAAUCACUUCUAAGUCAGGGAAUCUUUCCUGUUUUAAAGCACUUAAUGAAUUACGUGUUGUAAUCAAGUUGCAUAAUUUAUCUAUCUGUAUGGGAAACCCAUAAAUGAAAAGCUAAUUUAAAAAAUGCCACUAGAGUGCAUGAGAUGCCUGUUAGAGCCUCAUUGUACCAUCUCCCAGGCAAGUAACUGGCCACGAGAAUACUGUUACUAAACGCUGUUGAUGGGAAGUUUCUGGUUGAUAAGAUGUUUGGUAUGUUUUAGCUUUUGUGUCAUGUUUAAAUUUGUUGAAAAACUGCAGUUGAGAAAUAUAACAAUAUCGACAUCUAUAGUGGCCAUAUGGAUGCUAUACACUGUUAAUUUCAGAAUAUUGAAAAUUCUCCAGUGUAGCCAUCAUUAUAUUAUACUAAGGAAAUUGAUUAUGAUAUUAUCAAAUUGUUGAAGUAUUUUGUAAAGUUACCUUAAAACUAAGUUAUAUUAAUUCAUGUGUUUGAUUUUUGAAGUUCUUGCCUCUGUGAGCUGUCGAAUAUUCAGUUUUCAAAAUAACCAUGGGGGGAUGCCACAUUUCUCUCCAGAAAACUAUCAUUCAAGCUGUAAUUGUCAAAAUUAAGCUUUUAGGUAUUAGAAGCUGUCUUAAGGUAUAAAAUUAAGAUAUAAACAUAAUCUUAUGUAAAUCAUUCCUAAAGCACAAGCAAUGAAUGUGCCUUGAUGUACAUAUAUAACAUUAUUAAGAUGCUUACUCCAGUUUACUUUAAAAAUGGCUUUAAGGGUAAGGAGUAAAUGUGAUAGCCCUGCAUGCAUCUUACUUGUGUAUGUAAUGUUUGCAUUUGCAAAUUCUUGUUGUUUUAAUAGUUAUGUGGCUUUCCGUUUUAAGUGAAUCUGCAUACAGCCCAUGACUUUAUAAUGGCUGCUCAUGUGUCCUGUCCAUCAGCUAGUGAAAAAGUAUUUCAACCUAAUUGAAAAUUGAAAUUGUUGUCAUUUAUGUUCCAUUUUCACCACUAUUGUUAGAUUUAGUUAAUUGUAUGAAGCCAUUAAUGUGUCAGAAAUAUGUAAAUAAAAGUUCAAUCUUGUUUAAAAGCUAAA
Messenger RNA from Nannospalax galili (Upper Galilee mountains blind mole rat), 5825 nucleotides. It is a transcript of the gene Zbtb11, whose product is annotated as zinc finger and BTB domain containing 11. The record is from RefSeq and is a predicted model, not a curated record. Gene Ontology annotation, biological process: regulation of cytokine production; regulation of immune system process; negative regulation of transcription by RNA polymerase II. The coding region runs from base 1094 to 4252 and encodes 1052 amino acids. The transcript is spliced from 11 exons. NCBI's taxonomy places the organism in Eukaryota, Metazoa, Chordata, Mammalia, Rodentia, Spalacidae. Gene Ontology annotation, molecular function: protein binding.